AUGCUCCCGUCGAAAUUCGAAAAAUUACCCGAUGAAAUUAUUCUUGAAAUUUGUCUUUACCUGAGGCCAUUUGAAAUUAUUAAUGGAUUUGGACAACUUAAUACACGUCUAAAUCGAACAAUUAGUCAAUUUCGACGUAAUGCAGAUAUUCACCAUUUAACCUUUGAUCAGUAUCAACGGUGGUAUUCGCAUCUCUUACCUGAUACAGCAGAAUAUAUCAUAAAUUUAGUUUUAAGUAAUUGGAAUUCACCAGGACAAAUUUGUCGGUUUAAUAAAUCAACAGAAAACUAUACUUCACUUUAUAAUUUAUUGCCCAAUCUAAAACAAUUGCGAUUAAUUGAUUUUAGUAAUGAAGAUAUUGAUAUUCUUCCAAAGUUAGCCAUGAUUGAUAAAAUACUAAUCGAUAUUGAUGGAUUAAAACCACUACUACAAACAACAAAACAUCUGCUCGAUUAUUACCUUUUCUGUUCAUCUUUUUCGUUUAAAGAAAUACGUCUUUGGAUUGGUGAAGGUGGUAUUAGAUUACAACAUAGUGCAAAAUUACGAGUAAAUCCAUGUCUUGAACAAUUGACAAUCGUUGUAGCACACGUCGAUGAUCUUAUUUUACUCUUUAAACGUGCACCAAAUCUUAUUAAACUCUAUGUAGAAAUUAGUGCAUUUUCAUCGAGUAAAUCCUAUGAAUAUGUAACUUAUGCAAUAAUGCCAAAAAAAUUAAUAGAUUUUCAUAUUCAAACCAAUGCUCAAAAAGCUCUCACAUUUGAAGGCCUAUUCAUAAUUAUGAUACAUAUACCAACCAUUAAACGUCUUUCAUUUGAUAUUGAAACUUAUGAUAUAGAUUAUGGCGAUGGUCUUUGUUGGCUGUUAUUAAUAUCACGUUUACCUAAUUUAAAAAGUUUAUGUUUUAGAAUACGUAUUUGGAUAGGAACAGGAAUUAAAUCCAUCGAUAUCAAUCCAUUUAUUGAAUCAUUCGAACGAGCAAACUUACCGAUUGUUUGUUAUGCUGACAAACGAGUUAUUUAUAUUGAUACAAUUCCAUAUGAUAUGCAUGAAUUCAAAACAAAUACGUGCGUAACAACUUCGCCUACAGUUAAAUAUGCUAAAACAACAGACGAAGAAUUAUAUCGAAGACGUCCUCAUGGUGUACAAUCACUUUUAUUAUGUACGCGACAUGAACAAACAUCGAUAGAUGAUUGGUUAUACGUGUUAAAUCGUUUUCCAUAUAUUCGAGCUCUUGAGCUAACGGCCGUGAAUAUCAUUGAGCAAACAAAUCUCAAUGAACAAUUACGUUUACCUCGUCUUAUCGCAUUGAGAUAUGUUCGAUCUACACGAUGUGAAAUAAAUAUACCAUUUUUCCUAUUAUUAGUAGCGAAUAGUAACGUAAGUCCUGCUCUUCGCGCUUUAACAGUUAUGUACGGCGAUAUAAUUCAUCUAUGUAAACGUUUAUCGAACUUUACUUUUCAUCGGUUACAAGAACUUUGGCUAUUCGGUAGUGAUACAGAUGGUCGUAUUAUUGUAAAAGAUAUUGAUUUAUUACUCAGUGCAUUUCCAAAUCUACAUCAUCUUUCGUUUGUAAUGCAUUCAAGUAGAUGUUUGAAUAGAAAUCUUGAAAAAAUUAUUGAAAUGAUUCUUCUAACAUUACCAAAUCUAAUUAGUUUUCGACUUAUUUGUAGACGAGGUUCAUUGCAGCUACCUAUAUUAGGUGAUAAUGAUAAACGCAAAAUUUGGAUUAGACGAGUAUGUGGUUUAAAUGAUAAUGAAGAAAUCUAUUGGGUAAUCAAUAAAAAAGAAAUAUCAAUUUGGAAAUAA
Rotaria socialis is the source of this 1806-nucleotide messenger RNA. NCBI's taxonomy places the organism in Eukaryota, Metazoa, Rotifera, Eurotatoria, Philodinida, Philodinidae. The record is from the annotation of a GenBank genome assembly.